UAAUUAAUCAUAAUAAGUGCUAAAAUAUGUCAAUCAGCAAAUUUAAACAUUCUUUAUUCAGUAUAAGAUAUACUACAUUAUACUAUAAACCAAUUAGGCAUAUAGCUAGUAAUAUUUUUCAAGAUAAGUAUGAUGUAAUUGUGGUUGGUGGUGGACAUGCUGGCACAGAAGCAUGUGCAGCUGCGGCAAGAAUUGGUGCAAAGACCCUUCUUGUAACGCAUAAAAAAAGUACAAUAGGAGAAAUGUCAUGUAAUCCAUCUUUUGGUGGAAUUGGCAAAGGGCAUUUAAUGAGAGAGGUGGAUGCAUUGGAUGGUGUUUGCUGUCGUAUUUGUGAUAUAUCUGGAGUUCACUACAAAAUUCUUAAUAAACGAAAAGGGCCAGCAGUUUGGGGUUUAAGAGCCCAAAUAGAUCGAUCACUCUACAAAAAAAAUCUUCAAGCAGAACUCUUCUCAACGCCUGGACUGGAAAUAUGUGAAUCGGCUGUAGAAGAUUUAAUCCUGGAAGAGGAUUCGUUUAAAUGUUCUGGAAUUAUUCUCAAGGAUGGUAUGAAAAUAUUCAGUGAUACAGUUGUGAUUACUACGGGCACUUUCCUAAAAGGACAAAUAAAUAUUGGAUUAGAAACACGACCAGCAGGUCGAAUCGGUGAUGAACCUAGCAUUGGCUUAGCAAAUACUUUGGAAAGAUUAGGUUUCCGCAUGGGCAGGUUAAAAACUGGUACACCACCCCGACUGGAAAAAUCUACAAUUGACUUCACAAAAUGUCAAAUUCAGUUGCCGGAUGACCCACCGGAGCCAUUUUCUUUUUUGAAUGAUCGCGUUUGGAUACCUGCGGAUCAACAAUUACCUUGUUACCUAACAAAAACCAAUGAAGGUGUUGCCAAAAUCAUAAAGGACAAUUUACAUUGUAAUCGACACGUUACCGAAGAGGUAACAGGUCCAAGAUAUUGUCCUAGUAUUGAGAGUAAAAUUCUACGCUUUGGCAUAACGGAACAUUACAUAUGGUUAGAGCCGGAAGGUAUGGAUUCGCCAUUGAUAUAUCCGGGUGGAAUGUCAUGUACGUUGCCGGCAGAUAAACAGGAACAAUUGGUCAAAUGUAUUCCAGGAUUAGAAAAUGCAAAACUAGUAAAACCUGGAUAUGGAGUGGAAUACGAUUACAUUGAUCCAAGAGAAUUGAAUUACGAAUUAGAGACGAAAAAAGUACCAGGCUUAUUCUUGGCUGGUCAAAUAAAUGGUACAACUGGAUACGAAGAAGCUGCAGCACAGGGAAUUGUCGCAGGUGCAAAUGCAGCUGCGCGGGUUUUACGGAAGCCACCGCUUAUUAUAAAUCGUACUGAGGGUUAUAUUGGAGUCUUAAUCGAUGAUCUCACCACUCAAGGAACAAUCGAGCCAUAUCGAAUGUUCACAAGUCGAGCCGAAUUUCGGUUGAGUCUACGUCCUGACAAUGCUGAUCAAAGACUUACCGAAAAGGGCUACUUGACUGGCUGUGUUUCACAAACUCGUUACGACGUUAUGCUACGCAUGCAAACAAAAAUGCAAGAGGCAAUUCAAAUUUUGAAAUCAGUAAAAAAGCCAAUAAACCAAUGGCGGCGAUUGCUUCGAAUAAAAAUAUGUAAGAAUCCAUCGGAAACUACAGCAUUUGGCAUUUUGAGCAUGGUUAAUGACGAUAUAUCUUUUGGGAAUAUUAUUAACAUAAUACCAGAUCAACUGGCACAAUUUUCAGGAGACUCAUCUUUGGCCAAAAGAAUUAAGAUCGAAGCUAUGUAUGCCAAUGCAGUCAAAAGUCAACUGGAAGAAGUCCAUGAAAUAAGACGACAUGAAAGCAUCUUUAUUCCAAAGGACAUUAACUAUGCUUCAAGCUCACUGUGUCUCUCCUCUGAAGAAACGGAGAAGUUAGCAGCAGCACAACCACAAACUAUUGCCGCAGCAAGCAGAAUUGCUGGUGUCACGCCGUCAGCCGUACUGCGACUCUUAAAAUAUGUAAAACACACUACCAACCACAAACUAGCCGAACCACAAUAAAGAGUUUAAUAUGCAAAACACUAUUCAUAUUUUAUCCGCAUUGACCAAAGGAAAAAAAAGUUGCCCCUUAUGCAGUAAGAAACAACAAUGGAAGUUGAUAAAGCAAUUUAUAUCGAUGACGUAUCAAAUAAUACAUAUUAUUACAGCAAUCUCGAGACUUUAUCAGUUAGUAAAUAAGUCUCUACCAUUUAUGAACCUUCCAAGAAAAGCCCUUUAAAAAUCGAUAAAGUGUAUCGACCUCUAUUGUGCACAAUUAUCAGCAUUCACUGACGAUUAUCAAUAUUUAUAAAACAGAUGGAGAGCGAUAGACGAUCGUUGACUGGUAAUCGAUUUCAAGAAUGAUUAUCAGAACUAUUAUGAAGAAAUAAUGAUUUCUUAACAUAAACAGAAGGUUACCGCUGCACGUAGCAAUUGCAAUCAUUAUAAUAUACAUUAUAUACCAUAUUAUUAGGAAGUAUAGCACUUUACAGGAUAUCAGUAAAAAAUUGAAAAAAAAGUCAAGUCGAAAAUAAAUCCACGACUGAACGUACUAAUCGACAAGUUUGAUUGAAGAAAAAAAUAUAUAAAACGGCAGAAAAUCAUGAAA
Molecule: messenger RNA, 2604 nt
Organism: Cephus cinctus (wheat stem sawfly)
Lineage: Eukaryota; Metazoa; Arthropoda; Insecta; Hymenoptera; Cephidae
Product: protein MTO1 homolog, mitochondrial
Exons: 9
Coding region: 27-2018 (663 amino acids)
Biological process (GO): tRNA methylation; tRNA wobble uridine modification
Cellular component (GO): cytosol
Molecular function (GO): flavin adenine dinucleotide binding
Source: RefSeq, a predicted model, not a curated record